Microcebus murinus (gray mouse lemur) is the source of this 4229-nucleotide messenger RNA. It is a transcript of the gene SPG7, whose product is annotated as SPG7 matrix AAA peptidase subunit, paraplegin. Lineage: Eukaryota; Metazoa; Chordata; Mammalia; Primates; Cheirogaleidae. The record is from RefSeq and is a predicted model, not a curated record. Gene Ontology annotation, cellular component: membrane; m-AAA complex. Gene Ontology annotation, biological process: mitochondrial protein processing. Gene Ontology annotation, molecular function: zinc ion binding; ATP-dependent peptidase activity; ATP hydrolysis activity.
AUGGCGGUCGCGCUGCUGCUGCGCGCCCUGCGCCAGGGCCCGGGGCCAGGCCCAGGCCGGGGGCGGCUGUGGGGCCCAGGCUCGGGCUGGAGCCCCGGCCUCUGCGCUGGGGCCGGGAGGAGGUGGCCGCACUGGGUCCCCAGGCCUCCGGUGGGCCUCGCUAGGGCUGGAGGCCGAGCCUUACAGAGCUUGCGUUUACGACUGCUAACCCCUACCUUUAAAGGGAUCAGUGGAUUGUUAUUGAAACAGCAUCUAGUUCGGAAUCCAGUCAUACUUUGGCAACUUUUAGGUGGCACUUACUAUUUUAACACCUCCAGGAGGAAGCAGAAGAGUAAGGACAAUGACAAACCCAAGGGGAGGACCCCUGAAGAGGAGGAAGAGGAGAGGAGGCGCAGGGAGCGCGAGGACCAGAUGUACCGCGAGCGGCUGCGCACGCUGUUCAUCAUCGCCGUCAUCAUGAGCCUGCUGAACGCGCUCAACACCAGUGGGGGCAACAUCUCCUGGAACGACUUUGUCAACGAGAUGCUGGCUAAAGGCGAGGUGCAGCGGGUGCAGGUGGUGCCCGAGAGCGAUGUGGUCGAGGUCUACCUGCACCCCGGCGCCGUGGUCUUCGGGCGGCCUAGGCUGGCCUUGAUGUACCGAAUGCAGGUCGCAAAUAUUGACAAAUUUGAAGAGAAGCUUCGGGCAGCUGAAGAUGAGCUGAACAUCGACGGCAAGGACAGGAUCCCGGUUUCCUACAAGCGCACGGGAUUCUUUGGGAACGCGCUCUAUGCCCUGGGGAUGACGGCAGUGGGUCUGGCCAUCCUGUGGUACGUCUUCCGUCUGGCCGGCAUGACGGGGAGGGAAGGCGGAUUCAGUGCUUUUAACCAGCUCAGAAUGGCUCGUUUCACCAUUGUGGAUGGCAAGAUGGGCAAAGGAGUCAGCUUCAAAGAUGUGGCUGGGAUGCAUGAAGCCAAACUGGAAGUCUUAGAGUUUGUGGACUAUCUCAAGAGCCCGGAGCGCUUCUUGCAGCUCGGCGCCAAGGUUCCAAAGGGUGCGCUGCUGCUCGGACCCCCCGGCUGUGGGAAGACGCUGCUGGCCAAGGCGGUGGCCACGGAGGCCCAGGUACCCUUCCUGGCGAUGGCCGGCCCGGAGUUCGUGGAGGUCAUCGGAGGCCUUGGCGCUGCUCGAGUGCGGAGCCUCUUCAAGGAGGCGCGGGCCCGGGCCCCCUGCAUCGUGUACAUCGACGAGAUCGACGCCGUGGGCAAGCGGCGCGCCAGUGCCGUGUCCGGCUUCUCCAACACGGAGGAGGAGCAGACGCUCAACCAGCUCCUGGUGGAGAUGGACGGCAUGGGCACCACGGACCACGUCAUCGUCCUGGCGUCCACCAAUCGAGCCGACAUUUUGGACAACGCUCUGAUGCGGCCAGGCCGUCUCGACCGACAUGUCUUCAUUGACCUUCCCACCCUGCAGGAGAGGCGUGAGAUUUUCGAGCAGCACCUGAAGAGCCUGAAGCUGACCCAGGCCAGCACCUACUACUCCCAGCGUCUGGCGGAGCUGACGCCUGGAUUCAGCGGUGCUGAUAUCGCCAACAUCUGUAACGAGGCCGCGCUGCAUGCCGCGAGGGAGGGGCACACGUCUAUCCACACCUUCAACUUCGAGUACGCCGUGGAGCGCGUCAUUGCCGGGACUGCCAAAAAGAGCAAGAUCUUGUCCAAGGAAGAGCAGAAGGUGGUCGCGUUCCACGAGUCGGGCCACGCCCUGGUGGGCUGGCUGCUGGAGCACACGGAGGCCGUGAUGAAGGUCUCCAUCGCACCGCGGACCAACGCCGCUCUGGGCUUCUCGCAGAUGCUCCCCAGAGACCAGUAUCUCUUCACCAGGGAGCAGCUGUUCGAGCGGAUGUGCAUGGCCCUGGGUGGCCGCGCCUCGGAGGCCAUCUCCUUCAACAAGGUCACGUCCGGGGCCCAGGAUGACCUGAGGAAGGUCACCCGCAUCGCCUACUCCAUGGUGAAGCAGUUCGGGAUGGCGCCUAGCGUUGGGCCCGUCUCCUUCCCAGAUGCCCAGGAGGGCCCUACGGGUGUGGGACGGCGCCCCUUCAGCCAGGGCCUGCAGCAGAUGAUGGAUCACGAAGCGAAACUGCUGGUGGACGCUACCAGACACACUGAGCGGGUGCUGCUGGACAACCUGGACAAGCUGCAGGCGCUGGCCAACGCCCUUCUGGAGAAGGAGGUGAUCAACUAUGAGGACAUCGAGGCCCUCAUCGGCCCGCCACCACACGGGCCUAAGAAGCUAAUCCCCCCGCAGAGGUGGGUCGACGCCCAGAGAGAGAAGCGAGACUCUGUGGAGGAAGCAGAGGCCCAGCAGCCCCUGCAAGGGGGGGAGCCGUCCUGGCCCAAGUAGUGGGGUCCCCCUGACUGCACAUGUGGCCAUCCGGAACCCAAACUCACUCCGCUGCCCUGGGAUUAUCUGCAGCUAAGAUCUGUGCCUCCUCUUCAAGCUCCCAAUGGUCUAUGCUGGAGGGCUCCAGGACUGAUCUCCCUCUACGUGAUUAGUAAAUUUCUUCGCAGAAAUGGCUGAUUAAACUUUGCGUGUGUAGUUUUCCCCUGUGGGGAAGGGCAUCAGUGCUUGUCACAAGCGUGCACAGGGCACUCUGUCCCCAGUGGGGUGGAGGCGGCCCAGAGGCAGCACAACAUUCAGAGUCUGAACAGACCCUGUUCGUGCCAGGGCUCCCAGACAGCCCGUCCCAGCUCCUGCGGCUCCCUCAGAAUGCCAGCAGGACCGAGGUGGGAGGACCCUCCAAGCCACUUGUCCUGUCCAUGGCUGUCAUCGUGCUGGCUCGUCAGUGAGGUCACAGAGUUAGUUAGGACCAGGCCCUGGGCUCUGGGGGAUUCAAACACAGCCACCUACCGCCGUGUGGACAGUCUCUAUUUGGGAACCUCUCCUCUCCUGCCUAGUUGUGCAGUGUUGGGACGCCUUAGUUUUUGCUGCCCUGAGAAUUGUCGUGGUACUUUACUAACAAAUUCUGUGGGUAGAGACUAUGUUUGUGCUGUCAGGCCGCUCUAACACAGAGGAGCCAAGGGGAUUGUCCUAGAUGACAAGGUCUUGUGUUUCCAGUUUAUCAUUUGAGCCACGCGGGAAUCUGUGGCCUGGAUGCUGCGGGGGUAAGGGACACAGGAUGCCCAGCAGUGGGCACGGCUGUCUGUGUGCCGGGGUGUGACACACACUUCCAGUUCACACUUCCUGCUCUCCUGCGUCCGCCCGCCCUCUGUGGUGCUUGGAGGUGGACUAAGGCCACUUCCUGGCGGAAUGGGCUGUGUGCUUUGGCUCCAGCACUCGGUGCCCAGAGGAGGUGCCGGCUGUGCUCUAGGGGUGCAGGUGCAGGUGCUUCCACACACCUGAGGGUGGGCAGCUCUGAGAGGACCGUGAUCUUUGCUUCCCCAAAUUUAUUACCAAAGAGCAGCAUCUAGUGGGAGGUCUGUGGCUGGUGACUUUGCCCUGGGGUGGCUCACUCUGUAGUUGUUCCAGAGCAGGUAUGACCCAGCUGAUUCCCCCCGAACUUACCUGCUGAAAUGGCCCAUUUCUGUCCAUCCUUUGGAAAAGCAUUUACCGAGUGCAGGAGAUGCCAGGCACAGUAAGGUCCGCAGCUCACGUGAGACUGAGUACUUCCUUAGAGCCCAGUAAGGUGCAGUCUGGUCUCCCAGUGCCUGCUGGUGUGAGCGAGUCUAGAGGCCACCCAGGGAGGGAAGGUCACUUUGGUUCUGCUCUAAUUUAUAGAAGCGAAUCGUUUGCCGCUUUGGCCCUCUCGGUCACUGGUGAUCUGCAGUGAACAUCACCUGUGCUUGAAAAGAUACUAGAAUUUAUUCCAACCUUGCUAACCAGGUACAGAGACCACACUGCUCCCCAUGCGCCUCUGAGGCCCUAAGGUGAAGAGGCUUCAACAGCAGCAUGUGGUCCCUGGAGCACCCAGAUAGCUCUGGGACAGGCCCCGGGGAGCCCGGCGUGGUCCUGCCCACAGCCCAGGCACAGGAGGCCUGCUUGUCCCUCUGUGACCCACUUUCAUCUGCUUAGGCCAGUGAGGUCUCAAGACAGACACAUGUUCUUUAUCUCUGUAUUUAACACAAUCAUAGAAAGCCCCAGAGUAUCAUUAAAGAGUGUUACAAGAAAAAAUUAACUUACAGUUUUAAAAGCAUAAUACAGCUUGUUCUUCUCCACAAUGGUCUAUACUGAUAAAUAAACAUUUUGGAUUCAGA